Meloidogyne enterolobii is the source of this 768-nucleotide messenger RNA. The record is from the annotation of a GenBank genome assembly. Lineage: Eukaryota; Metazoa; Nematoda; Chromadorea; Rhabditida; Meloidogynidae.
AUGACUGAACCAGCUACACGUCCAAAAAUUGUCGAGAUGAGUGCAGAAGUGGUGGACUCAAAUCCUUAUUCUCGUCUAAUGGCACUUAAACGAAUGGGAAUUGUUGACAAUUAUGAACGUAUCCGUCAGAAAACAGUUGUAGUUGUUGGUAUUGGAGGUGUUGGUUCUGUUUUUGAUUAUGAUCGUGUUGAAUUGGCUAAUAUGAAUAGAUUAUUUUAUCAGCCACAUCAGAGUGGAUUGAGUAAAGUGGAAGCAGCUCGGGAUACUUUAAUGCAUAUUAAUCCAGAUGUUGAAUUUGAAGUUCAUAAUAUGAAUAUAACAACAGUUGCUAAUUUUGAUAUUUUUUGUCAAAGAAUAAGGGAAGGUGGAUUGACUAAAAAAUCUGUAGAUAUUUUACUUUGUUGUGUUGAUAAUUUUGAAGCUAGAAUUGCUGCAUGUAAUGAAAUUGGUCAAAUCUGGAUUGAAUCUGGAGUUAGUGAAAAUGCGGUAUCUGGACAUAUACAAUUUAUGGAACCUGGAAAAUCUGCAUGUUUUGUGUGUCUUCCUCCAUUAAUUGUGGCUUCAAAUAUUGAUGAAAAAAUUCUCAAAUAAGAUGGUGUAUGUGCUGCAAGUAUAUAAAUUUGGUACUAUGCGUUUAUAUCCCCACAAUUCCGCAAAUGUUUGUCCGCACUUUUUUUUAUUCUUUCUCCUCAAAAAGGAUGAGAAACGGUCAAGUUAACCACCAUUUUUUCUUCUCCUUCUUUCUUUUCUCACAACGAUUAAAAUGUU